UCAUAGUAUCACUUACUGGCAGAAAAUUCUAUCUCAUCUAACAACAGCAACACCAGCACCCUCCCUACCCCCUUCCCAACCUCCAUGAUCUGUCCAAAUCCAGACCAGGAUUCUUUGCAGCUGGGAUCACUGGCCAUGUAGACAACCAUGGGAUCCAGGAUCAAAGAGAACCCAGAAAGGAUAUUUGAAUGGUUUAUUGAGGCCUUGUGUCCAAAAUCAACAGAUGUUGAUCCUGAAGUGCUGAGGCAAUAUCCAGAAGAUUACAAUGACCAGGAAUCUCUACAGAGCCUGCCUAAGUUCUGCUUCCCUUUUGACGUGGAAAGGGAGUGGGAAAGUUCCACAGUCCAGCAGUUCACUUUCGUGCUGACAGACAUAGACGGCUACCAGCGGUUUGGUUUCUGUCGGCUGACUGGUGGAUCGAAGACUUGCAUCUGUAUCCUCAGUUUCCUACCCUGGUAUGAAGUUUUCUACAAACUCCUAAACAAUAUAGCUGACUACUUGGCAAAAGGACAGGACAGUGAAAUGAGAGAACUCCUGAAAGUUCUGCAUGCUCAGUCACCACCCCAGUCGGACUCUCCACUCAAUCUUGAAUUUGCCCAACAGCUGGGAGUUACGACGGGACAAGUUCUGAAAAACCUGAAGAGGGAUACUAGUAGUGGUAUGCCACCGCUUUCUUAUUUUAUUGCCCCUGACAGUAACAGCUUGCCUACAAUACCAGAGAGUAGGAACCUGACAGAGUAUGUGGUUGCUGUUGAUGUGAACAACAUGCUGCAUCUCUACGCCAGUAUGCUGCAUGAGAGACGCAUUAUCAUCACUUGCAGUAAGCUGAGCACGUUAACUGCAUGUGUGCACGGUUCCUCUGCAAUGCUCUAUCCCAUGUACUGGCAACACAUAUACAUCCCUGUACUGCCGCCACACCUCCUUGACUACUGUUGUGCUCCAAUGCCUUACCUGAUAGGGAUCCAUUCCAGUCUAAUGGAGAGGGUGAGGAGCAAAGCUCUGGAGGAUGUGGUUAUAUUAAAUGUCGACACAAAUACCCUGGAGUCACCCUUCAAUGACCUGGAAAAGCUGCCAACAGAUGUGAUGUCUGUUCUGAAGAUGAAGCUGAAGAAGCAGUCAGCAGUGACUGGUGAUGUGGUGGCCCGAGCUUUUCUGAGGACGCAGGCUGCAAUCUUCGGAAGCUAUCAGGAUGCUCUUAAAUUUAAUCCUGGGGAACCAGUUACAUUUUGCGAGGAGACAUUUUUGAACCAUAAAGGGAGCUCGAUGAAGAAUUUCCUGCAGCAUGCAGUGCACCUUCAGCUGUUCAAACAGUUUAUAGAUAAUCGACUGGAAAAGCUUAACGAGGGGAAAGUAUUGACAGAUAUGUUCGAGGAGGAGGUUAAUCUGGGUGGUUAUUCUUCAGGCUGCUCCAAGACCUAUCAGCUAUGGAAGCAAAGCGUAAAGAGAGGUGGCGGAGCCCUGAUUCACACAAUGAAAACUAAAGCCAAUCCAGCUAUGAAGAACAUGUACAACUUCGCUAAAGGUCAAGCUAAAUUGGGCUUGAAGGGGAUGAAAAAUCGUUUGAAACACAAGGACCUGGGUGACGAGCGAGGGUUUCACCGCGGUGGGUCACUGAGGUGCCAACCAGUUGGGGGCCCCAUCCAUCAGAGACGCAUCCAGACAGAGUGUCUACAGAACCGCCUGCCAAUCACCCAGCACUUUGGUCAGUCUCGCCCUCGCCGACCAACUCGUCGUUACACGAGCAUCGAUGGACCGCUCCCCACGGAGACAGUCAGGUCCACCUGUGAGGAGGAUGGACUAGACAGCCCCCUGGACACAAUCAAUGAUGGAUUACUAGACUGUAGCAUCCUGCAGGAAGAGGAUAUGGACCUGCUCGGGGAGAUCUUUGAUACACUCAGCACCCAGACAGCUCAUGACAAAGGCCUUCUGUAUGGCACCCGCAGCCUCGACUUCUUCAACUUGGACUCCAUGGAGGACAUCCGUAGGGUCAGGGGUACCAACCCCAGCGAGGAGGACAUUAACUACAGGAGUAGGAGAGAGUCCGAGCCAGGUAAACCCCACAUGUGGGGUCUCGAUGGUUCCACAGAGUGUAUGAUGUCCCUGUCAGCCUCCUUGGAGGAAACAUCUGACAGGUCCUCAGUGUCGACCAGCCAAGCAGACCUUGGAGAUUCCGGGAGUCUCUCAAGUCACGAUGAAAACAUAACAUCUCCAGAGGUGCAGCCUCUGAACCUCAGUACUCCAAGCAACAGUAAUUUAGAGGACCCUGGAUCACUGGAAGACUCUUCGUCCAUUUCACCAUCUCUCAAAGCCAAUGACAAGUGCACAGGGAUUCACUGGGAUAAAGGAUCCUCACUAAUUCAACCCAGCAGAACAUUGGCUGAAAAUAGAGCCACUCAGUUGGAUGAAAGCAAACCAAGAAAUGACAUCCUAAUUGAAAACUCAGGCUCCCACAGUUUACCUUCAGAGGUCAGUGAGAUGAAACCCUCUGUGGAAGAAUUCAAGAACCACAAAGGACAGGAAGAGGAGGUGGAACAAAUCACAAGUCCAGCAACAUGUGCAGGAGGACAAUCUGUUCAGAUCAGCAAGACUGAGCUGUUACCUCCACCAACAGCUCCUAAAACAUCAACCACACAGCUGAGAGGGAGGCUAAUGUCACAGGCUUUUGAAGACAGGGAAGGAGACGACCAUACUGUGAAGGAGGAAAGCCCCAACAGUCAGGGUGCUGGGCCUACAGUGCAAGCUUCGAGUGAGGAGGAUGCCCCAGGUGAUCCCACAGGCCCAGGCACCAGCGAGGAGGCCACCACCCCAAGUGUGCAGUCUGUGCUGUCCUACUUCCAAGCCCGUGCUGGGGAACAAAAGGCCGAGACCACCAGAGGAAAAGUCCGCCCUGUAUCUGUCUUAGCAAUAGGGGCCUUGAGCAGAUCUGGAAAAAUUGAGUCGAGAGAGGAACGAGGCAAAUCUGUCCCUGAGGCCUCCUCCCUUCCUCUCACCGAUGGGAGGCUGACAGAAGAAUCAUCGUCUGCGGAGCAGAGAGAACAGGAGCUAGAAUCGGUGUCACCAAUUGAGAAUGAUCCAGGUAUUACAACAGCUAGAAAAGUUUCAGAAUUGAAAAAGAGAUUUGAAUCCUAGGAGCUGAUUAAAAUUUAUAGAAUUCCUUCCCCCCACCCCCCACAGUAGUGAUCCAAGCCUUUCCGAGUGACUGAAUGUCAAUAUCAAUUGUCUUUAGGCUCAACAAGCAGUCACUCUCCCUGUGUCUCGUAUACAGGGCCACGCACUCACCAUCUUGAUAUUUCCUCUUAAAUGUUAGGAACUGGAGAUUUUCCCUCACUCAUCAACUCAAAUUGGCUUUCUGGUCCAGACUUUGAGCUGAUGUAUUGAUGGGAAAAGGGGGGUGUGGGGGGGAGCCAAAAGUUUGGCCAGUGUAAUUUGGGAUUUUCUAAAUUGAGACUGUGGCAUGCAGCAGAUGGACCCAGAGUUGAGGUAAACAGGUGCCUCAAAUUCAGAAAAAGUGCUGGAGGAACAACAGGUCAGGGCAGCAUCCAUGGAGGGAAAUGAACUCCCCCCCCACCUCCUUAUUCUGGCUUCUCCCCUCUUCCUUUCCAGUCCUGAUGAAGGGUCUUGACCAGAAACAUUGCCUGUUUAUUUCCCUCCAUGGAUGCUGCCUGACCUGCUGAGUUCCUCCAGUACUUUUUGUGUAUUGCUCCAGAUUCCAGCAUCUGCAGAAUUUCUUGUGUCUGCCUCAAAUUCAGAUUUGCCAAUCCACAAAUAAUGUUUUUAAUUAUGAGAUGGAUUAAUGGUGAGAAUGCUAAGCAAUAUAAACUAAAUGAUUAAAUUUUAGCCACAUUCACAUCCACAAAUCUUUGAAGGGGGCAGGAAGUUAAGGAAGCUUAGGAAGAAAUAUGGCUUUUCAAAAUAAGUGUAAAGCAAACUUCUGCUCAACUGUUGUGAGCCUCUGCUCAGGUCCAGCUGGAGGAUUGUGUCCAAUUCUGGGCUCUACCCUUAAGGAAUUCAAGGUCUGAGACAAUUAACAGAAUGGUACCAAGGACAAAGUAGUUCAUUUUUAUGGAGGGAUACAAGCUGGAAUUGUUCUCUCAGAGUAGAGAAGAUCAAGGGGAUACUUGAUAGAAGUUCAAAAUCACUUUGAACUUUGCUAAAAUAUGUCCUUUCCUUGCCUUAUUCUAUCAAUGUUUCACUUUGGAAUACAUGCUUUGAAAGGGCAAUCAAAGAACAUUCAAUAAUAACUUUUUAAAAGUGGAAUUAUUUCUUGGGCAACAGGGAAAGGACAGGGAAGUUUGGGUAGUUUCAACCAAUUGGCAGUACAGCCCUGAUAGGCUGCAUGCUUCUACAAUACUUGAAUUAUAAUCAGGUCCAGUAAUACUGGCCUGGUGAGGAUAAUGGGGCAGCAAAUGUCAGAGGACAUGUUUCAUUCGAGAGGAGAUUACAUAUUAAUAAUGUCUUUCGCGAGUUGAGGAUAUUUCAAAGUACACUUCAAAAACAUUGGCUGUCGUCAUUGUUGUUGGAAACACAGCAAGUAAAACAAAAUCUCCCAUUGUUUGUUUGUAAAAUAAGCAGUAAGUGGGGGAUAAUUAUUGCCCUACUGCAUGCACAUCUUCCUGCCACCUCACAACCCCCAACUCACUUUUGAAAUAGUUCCACAGUUUGACUGAUAGCUUAUCCAAAAUACUCCAACUUCAAUAGUGCAGCAAUCCUUGGUACUUCAUAGGUACUAAAUUAUCUAAACCAUCUCUACAACUCCUCCAUCCAAAGCUGCCUCAGGUCUUACAAAAUCUCCCCAAUUUGGCCUACCACAAUCCAAGCACAGUAUUACCAAAGUACACAGCCCCAAUCUAAGGAGUAGGCCUGAACCUUUGCUGGUUUGCAAAUUAUUUAAUUCUGUUCCACAUCGGAGAGAUUACAGCCCAGCUUCUCAGUAUCCAAAACAUUCCAAAAGAGAAAGUACAUUUAUUCUAGUUUCAGCAGUGCUGAAACCUCUGACUGGAAACAGUGAGGAAAAAAAGACUUAAAUGCAGUGACUCACAGUAUUUUAAUAACCAAUUACAGCUUGUCUGGUAUAAGAUUAUGGGUGCCUGGAAAACUGUAAGAAUUGACAGAACCUCAUUUGUCAAUGCAGACGAUGAAAAAAGUUUGCCUUCUCUGAAUAAAGAUGUGCACAAAA
Messenger RNA from Pristis pectinata (smalltooth sawfish), 5176 nucleotides. Its product is annotated as DENN domain-containing protein 1B-like. NCBI's taxonomy places the organism in Eukaryota, Metazoa, Chordata, Chondrichthyes, Rhinopristiformes, Pristidae. Gene Ontology annotation, cellular component: cytosol; intracellular membrane-bounded organelle. Gene Ontology annotation, biological process: endocytic recycling; endocytosis. Gene Ontology annotation, molecular function: guanyl-nucleotide exchange factor activity; phosphatidylinositol phosphate binding. The transcript is spliced from 23 exons. Bases 148 to 3129 code for a protein of 993 amino acids. The record is from RefSeq and is a predicted model, not a curated record.